Messenger RNA from Coregonus sp. 'balchen', 6811 nucleotides. The record is from the annotation of a GenBank genome assembly. Lineage: Eukaryota; Metazoa; Chordata; Actinopteri; Salmoniformes; Salmonidae.
AUGAGAGUUCUAGAAUGUGUGUUCCUCUUAGCUCUCAUCUCAGGUGAGUUAACUGGAGUUAUUUCUGUCCAGUGUCUCACGAGAGGAGCGGUGUGGUGGGUCAUGUUCAUCUAAACUCUCUGUCUGUUUUCAGCUGUUCAGGGGCAGUCACUCACCUCCUCUGAGUCAGUGGUGAACAGACCUGGAGAGCCAGUGACUUUUUUUAAAAACCUUUAAUUAACUAGGCAAGUCAGUUAAGAACAAAUUCUUAUUUACAAUGACAGACUACACCGGCCAAACUCGGACAACGCUGGGCCAAUUGUGCGCCGCCCUACGGGACUCCCAAUCACGCCCGGUUGUGAUACAGCCUGGAAUCGAACCAAGGAGUCUGUAGUGACGCUUCAAUCACUGAGAUGCAGUGCCUUAGUCCCCCUUGUCCUGUAAAGUGUCUGGAAUCUCCAUGGGUAGCUACUGGAUGCACUGCAUCCAUCAGAAACCAGGAAAAGGACUAGAGUGAAAUGGGCGCAUUGACAGCGGCACUGGCACUAUAUUUCACCAAAGACAACUCCAAAAACCAGCUGUACUUAGAGGUGAAAAGCCUGAAGAUUGAAGACUCUGCAGUUUAUUAUUGUGCCAGAGACACAAUGACACAGGAGCCUGCAGCGCCGUACAAAAACUGAUCAACACAGAUGAGAGGCAAUGAGGCACGUCUGUUCUUUAUACACACACACACACACACACUCCUCAACAGUAGUGGAAAACAGACUGUCCACUGAUACCAAUGUUAUUAACAUAAAACUUCUAAACUAAUUAUAAACAGUUAAAAGCACACUAUUUACAUUAACACAGAAGUACAUUUUAUGCAAUUCAGAAUUCAUAUUAGAUAUUACGUUUUGAGCAUCUUUGGACAGAAUUAUAUUAAUGUGAUCAGCAAACAGAAAUACACUUAAACUAAAAACAGUAAUGAACCAAUUAUAGAUCCUUGGGGAACUCCACAAUAGACUCCCAAGAGGGAAUAUUAAUUGUAUUGUCCCACAUAGGUAAAUAUUCUUCUUUCUGUGCUGUUCAGCAUUUUAUUAAAAAAAAAAAACAUAUCUGAGUUUGGGAAACUGUGAUGAGUGUGAUGGAAGGAGUCAGGCGCAGGAGGAUAGUCACCGAAUACAGAGUUUAUUCUUUCGUAGACAUACAAAUGCGCUCCAAUAGCGAUAAACGAAACAGGCACAGGGGAAACUAUCAUCCCUGGCAAAUACACUGUAACGGAUAUCCAAUAAUACAUAGGCACAGGGGAAAAUCUACCUUGGCAACAAAAUGUUACGAGUAGCUCCACCGAGCUACACUACUCUCACAAAUAACAAUCACCCACAAGGACAAGGGGGCAGAGGGAACACUUAUACACAGACUAAUUAGGGGAUUAGAACCAGGUGUGUAUGAUUGACAAGACAAGACAAUUGUGAUGAUGAUUGGGGCGGCAGUGGUUAGUAAGCCGGUGACGAUGAACGCCGAAGCCUGCCCGAACAAGGAGGGGAGGCAGCCUCGGCCGAAGUCGUGACAGUACCACCCCUUGACGCGCAGAUCCAGCAGCACGCCGACCCCGGCCUCUGAGACGGCCAGGAGGAGCAGGGUGAGCCUUAUGGCGACGGUGGUAAUCCCGCAACAGGGAGGGAUCGAGGAUAUCCCUCACCGGGACCCAGCACCGUUCCUCCGGACCGUACCCUUCCCACUCCAUGAGGUACUGAAGGCCCCCCACCCGACGCCUCGAAUCCAGGAUGGAACGGACAGAGUACGCCGGGGCCCCCUCGAUGUCCAGAGGAGGUGGAGGAACCUCCCGCACCUCAGACUCCUGGAGCGGACCAACCACUACCGGCCUGAGGAGAGACACAUGAAACGAGGGGUUAAUACGGUAAUCAGGGGGAAGUAAUAACCUAUACGUGACCUCGUUGAUUCGCCUCAGGACUUUGAACGGCCCCACAAACCGCAGGCUCAGCUUCCGGCAGGGCAGGCGGAGGGGCAGAUUCCGGGUCGAGAGCCAGACCCGAUCCCCCGGUACGAAGACCGGGGCCUCACUGCGGUGACGGUCAGCGUUGGCCUUCUGACGAUGCACUGCGAGCUGGAGGUGAACGUGGGCAGCUUUCCACGUCUCCUCCGCACGCCGAAACCAGUCAUCCACCACAGGAGUCUCGGUCUGGCUCUGGUGCCACAGUGCCAGAACCGGUUGGUAAUCUAAAACACAUUGUAAUGGAGUUAGGUUAGUAGAGGAGUGAAGGAGAGAGUUCUGGGCAUAUUCUGCCCAUGGCAAGAACACCGACCACUCCCCCGGCCGGUCCUGGCAGUAGGACCGCAGGAACCUACCCACAUCCUGAUUUACCCGUUUCACCUGCCAAUUUGACUCGAGGUGGAACCCAGAGGUCAGGCUGACCGAUACUCCCAAACGUUCCAUGAAUGCCUUCCAAACCUUUGACGUGAACUGGGGACCUCGGUCGGACACUAUAUCCUCUGGCACCCCGUAGUGCCGGAAGACGUGAGUAAACAGGGCCUCUGCAGUCUGCAGGGCCGUGGGGAGACCGGGCAGAUGAAGGAGGCUGCAGGACUUGGAGAAGCUGUCCACAACGACCAGGAUGGUGGUGUUACCUUGGGAGAGGGGAAGAUCGGUCAAGAAAUCAAUACUAAGAGGAGACCAUGGUCGUUGUGGAACUGGUAAAGUUUGUAGCUUACCCGCUGGGAGGUGCCUAGGUGCCUUACUCUGGUCGCACACCGAGCAGGAGGAGACGUACACCCUCAAGUCCUUAGCCAAGGUAGGCCACCAGUACUUUCCGAUCAAGCAGCACACUGUACGACCGAUACCUGGGUGACCAGAGGAGGGUGACAAGUGUGCCCAGAAGAUCAGAAGAUCACCGAUAAGAGCAGGCAUGUACCGCAGCCCACCUGGACACUGCGGUGGAGAUGGAUCUGUGUGUAAUGCCUGCUCUAUAUCCGCGUCCAUAUACCAUACUACCGGCGCCACAAUAAAGGAGGCCGGCAGAAUGGGGGUGUUGUCUCUGGGCCUCUCCUCUGUGUCAUACAGCCGGGACAGUGCGUCUGCCUUCACGUUCUUUGUACCCUGAAUGUAUGACAGUGUAAAAUCAAACCGGGUGAAGAAUAGGGCCCACCUGGUCUGGCGAGGCUUCAGACUCCUCGCUGCCCGGAUGUACUCCAGGUUACGGUGGUCCGUCCAAAUGAGGAAAGGGUGUUUUGCCCCUUCGAGCCAAUGCCUCCACACGGUCAAAGCUCGGACAAAAGCCAACAGCUCCCGAUCACCAACGUCGUAGUUCUGCUCCGCCGGUCUGAGCUUCUUAGAGAAGAAGGCACAGGGGCGGAGCUUGGGUGGCGUGCCCGAGCGUUGGGACAGGAGAGCACCUAUCCCUACCUCAGACACAUUCACCUCCACUACGAACAGUAGUGAUUGAAUGGGCUGGGCCAGUACCGGAGCUGAGGUCAAUAGAUCCCGCAGUCUCCUGAAGGCCAGGUCAGCCUCAGCAGACCAGCGGAGCCGGGACGGCCCACCCUUCAACAGGGGGAGCUGCAACCUUGCCAAAGCCCCGGAUAAACCUCCGAUAGUAGUUAGCAAAGCCAAGGAAGCGCUGCACCUCCUUAACUGUGGUUUGAGUCGGCCAAUUACGCACGGCUGAAAUGCGAUCUCCCUCCAUCUCCACAUCUGAGGUGGUAAUGCGGCAUCCGAGGAAGGAGACGGACUGCUGGAAAAACAUACACUUCUGUGCCUUGGCAUAAAGGUCAUAUUCCAACAGUCGGGACAGCACUUUGCGAACCAGGGACACAUGCUCGGCACGAGUAGCAGAAUACACCAGGAUGUCAUCAAUUUAGACCACAACACCGCGACCAAGCAUGUUCCGAAACACCUCAUUCACAAAGGACUGGAAGAUGGAUGGAGCAUUCAUCAAACCGUAGGGCAUCAACAGGUAUUCUUAAUGUCCCGUGGUUGUGCUGAUUGCUGUCUUCCACUCAUCUCCCUCCCGAACACACACCAGGUUGUAUGCACUCCUGAGAUCUAGCUUAGUGAAGAAGCGCGCCCCAUGCAUUGAUUCAAUCACUGAAGGAAUGAGGGGAAGAGGAUAACUACAUCUAAUCGUCUCCUUGUUCAGUGAUCGAUAAUCAAUGCACGGGCACAGACCACCGUCUUUCUUCUUCACAAAGAAAAAACUUGAGGAGGCGGGUGAAGUGGAGGGAUGUAUAUACCCCUGGCCCAGGGACUCGGAGACGUAUGUUUCCAUAGCCUCCGUUUCAGCCUGCGACAGGGGGUACACAUGACUCCUGGGAGGUACAGCGUCUACCCGAAGGUUUAUCGCGCAAUCCCCCGCCCGAUGAGGUGGUAAUUUAGUUGCACGCAUCCUAGAAAACGCGUGCACCAAAUCGAGGUAUUCAGGGGGAAUGUGCACGGUGGAGGUACUGUCUGGACUUUCCACCGUGGUUGCACCAACGGAAACAUCUAGACACCUACCCUGACACUCUCGCAACCACCCCGUGAGAGCCCUCUGCGGCCAUGAGAGGGUGGGGUUGUGGAGUGCUAGCCACAGGAUACCUAAUACCACAGGGAAAGCAGGAGACUCAAUAAUCAAAAUAAUAACCUGCUCACAGUGUGUCUCCUGGGUGAUCAUGGUGACUGGUAUAGUGACUUCCGUAACAAACCCAGACCCUAAUGGUCGACUAUCGAGUGCUCUGAUGGGGAGUGGAAUGGAUAGGGGAACCAAUGAAAUGCCUUGACGGCGUGCGAAUGGCAAUAAAGUUCCCAGCUGCGGCUGAAUCGACUAGCGCCUUACACUGGGGAACUAGUGGAUAGGUAGGGUACAGUGUGCAGCAGAGGGCUCUGAACAAGUGUGGGUGUUCGAUACCUGGGGUGAUGCGUGAGUGCCCUGCCUGCCGCCUCCAGGCGCUAAAGAACGUUGACUACGACGUGUGGUGUACUGUCCCUUCGUGCAGGGUGGCACUGUCGCUGUCCUCCUCCGCUCUCCCGGCCGGCGGCUCCACCCAGCUCCAUCGGCUCGGGAUCCGAGUCAUCCGGGGUGGAAACGGGCAGACCCCUACCAGGACGUCCUCUGGCUGCCAGCAGGUUGUCCAAACGAAUGGCCAUGUCCACCAGUUUGUUGAAGGACAACAUGGUGUCCCGGCAGGCUAUGGUCGAUCAGGGCCCACUCGUUCCACCCUGACCCCGCUGCCUGCGUCCGAAACUCCAACACGAAGUCCUGCGCGGUCCUCGUCCCCUGCCUCAGGUGGACCAGCUGCUCGCCCACCUCUUGACCCUCGGGCGGGUGAUCGAAGACCGCCCGAAAGAGGCGCGCGAACUCCCCGUAGUCCUCCAACACGGCUCCUUCUUCGUUCCACGCCGCAUUGGCCCACUCCAAGGCUUUCCCACAGAGGCAGGAAACAAGGACAGACACCUUCUCCCGCUCCGAUGGCGCCAGCCUGAUGCUGGAGAAUUACAGCUCCAUUUGGAGGAGGAAUCCCUGGCACAGCGCCGCCGUCCCAUCAAACGCCCGAGGUCGGGAUAUUUGGAUCCCUCCAGGUGCUGCGGUGUAGGUGGCUGGAUCCGGUUGGCCAGCUGAGAUUGGGUCCUCUCCUCUCCAGGCGUUGGACGACCUGAAGAACCCGAUCCAUCACUUCCCCCAAGCUGGCCAGCAUCGUGGAAUGCUCCUGGACCCGUGCCACGACUCCAGGCAUGCGCUCUUCUCCCACUGACUCCAUAGCGGGUGGGUGAUUCUGUGAUGAGUGUGAUGGAAGGAGUCAGGAGCAGGAGGGUAAUCACCGAAUACAGAGUUUAUUCCUUCGUAGACACACAAAUGCGCUCCAAUAGCGAUCAAUGAAACAGGCACAGGGGAAACUAUCAUCCCUGGCAAAUACACUGUAACGGAUAUCCAAUAAUACAUAGGCACAGGGGAAAAUCUACCCUGGCAACAAAAUGUUACGAGUAGCUCCACCGAGCUACACUACUCUCACAAAUAACAAUCACCCACAAGGAGAUAGUCUCCCGAGUGGCGCAGUGGUCUAAGGCACUGCAUCGUAGUGCUAGCUGUGCCACUAGAGAUCCUGGUUCGAAUCCAGGCUCUGUCGUAGCCGGCCGCGACCGGGAGACCCAUGGGGCAGCGCACAAUUCGUCCAGGGUAGGGGAGGGAAUGGUGGGAUGUAGCUCAAUUGGUUGUGGGUUCGAUUCCCAUGGGGGGCCAGUAUGAAAAAUAAAUAAUGUAUGCACUCACUAACUGUAAGUCGCUCUGGAUAAGAGCGUCUGCUAAAUGACUAAAAUGUAAAUGAGAAGGGGGCAGAGGGAACACUUAUUCACUGACUAAUUAGGGGAUUAGAACCAGGUGUGUGUGAUUGACAAGACAAUUGUGAUGAUGAUUGGGGGGGCGGUGGUUAGUAAGCUGGUGACGCCGAAGCCUGCCCGAACAUACUCAGUAAGUAAAACAUUUCACAUUAGUGACUGAAGAAUUGCUGAGUGGUUAAAUUAAUAUCAGUGUAAAUACCACAUCUUCAACUGAGUGUUACAUUUUUUUUUGCAGGUGUUUGUUGUGAUAUAAAGCUGGAUCAGUCUACUCCUCAGGUGAAAAGACCUGGAGACACUGUUAAAAUAUCCUGUAAAAUCUCUGGUUUCUCAAUGAGUGGAUACUGGAUACACUGGAUGAGGCAGAACCCAGGCAAUGUCACAGGGUGGAUCGGGAGAAUGAAUAGCAACUCUCCAGUCUACUCAGACUCCCUGAAUGUCCAGUUCACCCUGACUGAGGACGUCUCCACAAGCAUACAGUUCUUAGAGGCCAAGAGUCUGCUCGAGAGAAACACUGACCACAGA